Messenger RNA from Paramecium primaurelia, 333 nucleotides. The record is from the annotation of a GenBank genome assembly. NCBI's taxonomy places the organism in Eukaryota, Ciliophora, Oligohymenophorea, Peniculida, Parameciidae.
AUGUAAUUUAUUUAUAAAAAUACAUUAUAAUAAGAUUGCUUAUUAUUGUGCAGAAUAGAAAUCAAAAUGUAGCAGAAAAGGUUCAAAAAGCAAAUGCUUUGUGGUUAUCUAUUUAGUUAAUUUAUUUUAUAAUUUCCAAUUAUUCAUUUAAUAUAAUUCACUAUACUAUUUUAAAUAAUAAAUUCUUAAUAUAAUAACAGAAAUAAUAAUUAAGCAAAAAAUUUAAUAUUGGUUGUGAAAAUUGUGAAUGAUAAAGAUUAGAGUUUGUACUUCAAGACCCAGAAGAAUAUGGAAUGUAUUGAUUACAACUUAGUAAAGUCUUUAAUAUUUUGA